AAGCAUCAAUUCACUUUGUUUAUCAGAGGUUAUUACCAAAACCUUUAUUGGGGUCAACGAUGGUGGAGAAGUCCUUUGGCUCAAAAGCUCUAUUUUUUCUCGUCUUUCCAGCAAUUGUUUUUUUAUGGCAGUUCGAAAGAAAAUAUUCUGCACCAAGAGUUACGUUUAUGCCCCCAAAGCAUGCUAUAAUUCCCCAAACGAAGAACUCCAUCAAAACAGAACCGUGGUUAAUUGUUUUCUGGACGACUAUUUUCGGACGUCAGCCGCACAUUGAGCAUAGGUGGAAUGAAGGUGACUGCCCUGUGGCUUGUCAGGUCACGUCUAACCGUUCGCGAGCCAGAGAGGCACACGGGUUCGUGGUUCAUGCUAGGGAUUCAAACAUGAUACCUCCGAAUGAAUCUGUACCAUGGAUCCUUUACACACAAGAAAACCCGGUGUACACUCCUGUGAUGAAAAACGCCAAGUUUAUGUCCAGAUUUAACUUAUUAAUGAGUUACCGCUUAGACUACGAUUUCCCCGUCCCAGUCGUUCCCAUGCCUAAAUUAACACCACCACUCCCAUUUAAGGAAAAAACGAAAUUGAUUAUGGCAGCAUUUUCAAAUUGUGAGGCUGUGCGGACGGAAUACAUGAGACAAUUGAUGAAGUUUGUGCAGGUCGAUUCUUAUGGAGCCUGUCUAAGGAACAAAAAUGAUCUUGUGGGCCGAUAUGGAUCUAAGAAAGGAAAAAACUUCAAAGAAUUGAAGAGUGAUUUAGCCAGACAAUACAAAUUUUUACUGGUAUUUUUUAACCAGGACUGUGACUAUUUUGUCGAUGAUCAAUUAAGCCAUGCUCUGAAUGCAGGCUCGGUUCCCGUGGUAAUGAGUACAGAUAAACUAGACGAGUUCCUGCCCGGCAAUCUUGGACAAUCCGUCAUUAAAGUCCGUGACUUCAAGACUCCAAAAGACCUUUCAGCUUAUCUUAAGAAACUUAGCACGAAUGAGAAAGAGUAUAACAAGUACUUGACGUGGAAGUCGAAAGGAAUAGGAAAUUUCACUGGGACCGCCAUUGGAAACCAUUGGAAACCAAAGUAUCCUAUUUAUUGACAGAUCUGUGUGGCGCUUUCAGAAGGACGAAUACACAAGAAAGGACUGGAGCCAAUACCGUGUAAAGCGAGAAGUUACAAAGAUUGGGGCAUAACAAAGGGGGCCUGAUUUUCCUUCUUGGUCAUCAUUAGGACUAGAAAAAUAUUCGAUAUUGUUUAAGAAAAAUCUAUUUACAUCGUUAAGUAGUUUUGUUAAAAAGCAUACGAAGCGGAACUAGUUUCCCCCUGUUUGAAAUUUCUACCUUUGAAGCCAUGUUUCCAAAUUUUUGACGUUUUUACGAACCAAGUAUACUCGGAUUCAGACGAGGUAUGAAUUGCGUCAACUGACUUUCCUUAGGGACCUUUAAGCAGUCAGGACUGCAACGCUAAGGUAGGCGUCGAUUAAAAAAUGAAUUUCUAUUUUCAGUUAGAAUUUUGAAAAUGGCUGCAUGUGUUUAUCGUCUCUUUCGGCGUCACACUUCACUUUCAGAAUAACGCAUAUAAGCACCUUUGAGUUGCAAAUGGAAACUAAAAUGAUUUGCCGUCGCGGUUUCCAUUUGCAGACGACGCAAAUUUUGGUGAUUUGACGUUGUUACUUUGCAGAGUACGGCUAAGAAAUGUUCAAAGUUCUAAAACGCAUGUGCUGGCUAUUCCACCCAUUACAUCUUUUUGUUUCACCGCGUCCUCUUUACCGUCGCCGUCAUGGUUUGCUUCAGGUCCCUAAUUUUCAGUGACAGCUGUCACAUUAAACACAUGCUGUUUGCUGUCGUUAUUAAAAGUAUGUUUUCUUUCCGCC
This is a messenger RNA of Stylophora pistillata, 1856 nucleotides long. Its product is annotated as GDP-fucose protein O-fucosyltransferase 3. Gene Ontology annotation, cellular component: membrane. Lineage: Eukaryota; Metazoa; Cnidaria; Anthozoa; Scleractinia; Pocilloporidae. Gene Ontology annotation, molecular function: alpha-(1->3)-fucosyltransferase activity. The record is from RefSeq and is a predicted model, not a curated record.